This is a messenger RNA of Haemonchus placei, 366 nucleotides long. The record is from the annotation of a GenBank genome assembly. NCBI's taxonomy places the organism in Eukaryota, Metazoa, Nematoda, Chromadorea, Rhabditida, Trichostrongylidae.
AUGUUACCGCAAACGUUUGACUUUCCGACGGCUUCCACUGCUACGGCAGCAUCAAUGGAAGAGGAUUCGGAGAAGGUGUGCGCAGUAUGUGGCGAUCGAGCGGUCUGUUUUCACUAUGGCGCACGAACCUGUGAAGGAUGCAAAGGAUUUUUUAAGAGAACCGUCCAAAAAGCAUCCAAAUACGCAUGUGCCGGAAAUCGGAAUUGCCCCAUCGAAAAAAGGUAUCGAUCUCGAUGUCAAGCGUGUCGAUUUCAAAAGUGCCUCAGUGUCGGGAUGACGACACCGACACCCGUCAGAUAUGUAAGGGGGUUUUUUGUUGUCAAAAAAAAAUUCCGAAACAUGACAUCCUCAGGAGCUGCCAGUUGA